AUGAUCUUUAACCGAGGAACAACCCAGCCCGUUCGUGAUGCUCUCUUGGCGGAUACCCGCCACUAUGAUCAGUUUAUGAUCAUUGUUGACAACAAGCCGGUCUUGUUUGCCAACCCGCAGCCCUUUGUCGACCCGGCUGGUCACACAUGGCUCAUUGGUAAUCUCUCUGACAAGAUUGGUGAGGUCGUCCCUGCCAAGAUUCCCUUUCGUUGGGCUCGUUCCCACUUCACGGCCCUGGCUCCUGGUUCCGUCAUUGAGAAGUUCAAGUUGACAACGUCUGAACAACAUCCCGAUGAUAUCUCUGGUCCUGCCCCGGCCGGUGGUACCCACGAAGAUGCUGAACCCCCAUCUACGGCCCGUAUUACUCUCGAGCCAUUGAUUGUGGCGGGUUCUGAACCAG
Seminavis robusta is the source of this 400-nucleotide messenger RNA. The record is from the annotation of a GenBank genome assembly. NCBI's taxonomy places the organism in Eukaryota, Bacillariophyta, Bacillariophyceae, Naviculales, Naviculaceae.